AUGCGCUUAGUUGGUCGGCCUGACGGCUUCAGUCCCUUGCACGGGGGGGUGUGCCAAUCUGAAGACCUCAAGUGUGCGGCAGGGUAUGUGCUGUACGACGGCAAGUGUCUGUUGCACGAGGAGAAGCGUGAGUUAGAGGCUAACGCACGCAACAUUCGCCUACUGAUGGCCUCGGAGAACUUGUUCAAACGGCUACGCAGACACGAAGGGUUUGCACAGUGCGGGUACACAGACGCACCGGGGCUGUACUGGACAGGAGAGGCGCAUGUCAUCAAAGAAGAGUUUGCAAUGGAGUCAGACAAUCUACUGUUCCGAAUGAUUGAAGUGAUCAAUGGCGAACUGUGUCCUGUGGCGCCGCCGACAGCAGAAGACUCGUACGCAGAUGCUCUGCCACUGCAUAUGCAGAGGAAGCAUGUCAUGCGCCCCCCCUGUGUGUUCCUAGAGCACAUGGACGCAGACCCCUACAUCCACGUGGACAAAGCUUUGGCCAUCAUCAGCCUGGAGUGUCGGCUACGUCGGUGGGUGCGCACGCUGUCCAUGCUGAUGCUGGGAGUGUUUGGUGUGUUGCUGUCACUGCUGGUGGGUCAGAUACGCCGCAAGCGGAGGGCCAGGGCAGAACGAGAGACGAAGGAAGCGCUCGAGCGACUGCUGAGAGAAGCCAAGGCCAGGCGAUUGCACUCGAAUGAGUUCUACGUCGUCAUCGAGGACUUCAGACGAGACUGUCUGAAGCUGUACGAGGCCGACGUAGUUGAUGAGGCUAUUCUGCGGGCACGCCACGACGCUCGGGUGCAGACAUUCAAAAUGUUAAUCAACGGCAAGGAGCAGAAGGUCCUGAGGUGGCUCGAUGAGAGACAACCCGUCAAGGAGGAGGUCGCGAACACAUCCUUCGUACAGAAGUACAAGCCAACACCAGGACCAAAAGGACCGAUCUAUCCCACCUUCUGAAGCGGAUAAUAGGACUCAAUAUAUAAACAAUAUACAGUGAAUCGUCAAUACUAUACAGUGAAUCAUCAACACUCGCACCUUCUGAAGUGCGGAUUAAGACUCAAUCAAUAAACAACAGACAGUGAU
Molecule: messenger RNA, 1071 nt
Organism: Sphaeroforma arctica JP610
Lineage: Eukaryota; Ichthyosporea; Ichthyophonida
Exons: 7
Coding region: 1-945 (314 amino acids)
Source: RefSeq, a predicted model, not a curated record